AUGGCAUGGAGGAGAGAGGAGGAGGUGGUGAUGGGAGGGGAGGAGAAGAGAGGAGAGGAGGAGGAGGCAGGAGAAAGUGCCACAGAACAGUCUGUUGAGACUCAUCCAUAUGGCUGUCAUGCCUUUUCAGAUUUCAUGCUAAAUUGAACAUAGGACAGCACAGCCUUCACCUGUUACCUCCCCUCUAUAGAAUACAUCAGACACUACACGUCUUUGACCUUUCACCUCUAUUGAGAAUGGUCAACCAAGACAAAAUCCGACUAAGAGGGAGGCUGUCUAAAAGCUAGAACUCAUGAUUACAGACUGCCAUUCCAGUCUGCCCUGUCCAGUCAGCCACUGGCUGCCAACCACAGCCCAAAACAACAUGGCGGAACUAAUGACUGGCUGCCCCAGUGCUGCUAUGCAUUGUGUGUAUGCCAGGAUCUCUGUGUGCAUGAUGUUUUCCUUUUAAAGAUCAAACAGCCGCUCACUUAUCUGAUUAUUUCUCCUUUUCCUGCCACUUUCAAGUAGAUGGUUGGAGUACUCCAAGUAGGAGGACUGUGCACAGCUACUGUACAUGUCACCUAUGUUUGGGGUUCCCUUUCAUCUCUGUACUCUUACAAUAUGGCAGUUUUGUGAAUAGGGAAUGUGAUUAAAUUCACCCGUUUCUCUGUGGAACAGUUGGGCUGAGAGAGGAAAUAAGGCAGGUUGAUGUCCACAUAUCUCUGGUUCUGCCUGUCAUGAUUCCGACACUCCAACACUAGACUCAGUAUUACCUGACAGCUAGUUGGAAAGAGAUGGGAACAUAGUGGGGGCAUGGCUGAGUUUAAUAGGUCCCUACUGCAGGGAUGUUCAGGAGGAGAAUUCCCUCUGCGGGAUCUAUUUUUCAGCAGUUUUUUCUCUUUCUUUCUCUCUCUUUCUCUCUCUCUCUCUCUCGAUCUCUGUCGCUCUCUCUCUCCCACUUUCUGCCUCUUUCUCUUCCAUAUUUUUAGGGAGUAAUUGAAAUACAUAGGGAAUAUGAGCGUAUUUAAAUGAAAUCUGUUAAUAUUGCAUGACUUUUCAUUUCAUUGUGUGCAUUAGUGUAUUCUCAUUUGCUUCUCCUAGCAUUUCUAAGCUUCUUUGAAUUGACUUGUAUCAGAGCUUGGCCUUUCUCUGGAAGAGACACUCCACUGAGCCAGUUUGUAACCCUGCAGCUUGCAUCUCUCUGUACAUUAGAUUUAUCACCAGAUCACCAGAUUAGCCUCUGUCUGUCACAUCUGUGAAUAGGCUCCAUUGCCUUAUACCAUAGGCUAGAUUUUUGCGUUUGUUGAGUCUGGUGAAGUUGUAUUAAUGGGCAAAUGAAUCUUAAUUUUUUUAAUCAAAAGCACAUCUUUGAAUGAAGGGUAUUUUGUCAACAGGAAUGUAUGGAAACGUACAUACAGUGAAAUGUUUCUAAUAUUUAGUUGAGGGCUACAAUAUGGUAUUCAUCAGAUGGUUUAACAUUCUCUGUAGCCUCCGUCCCCCAUCCUCCCUCUAUCUCCUUUUAUCUCUCUGUCGCUCUCACCAGCUCUCUCUCUCUUUCUCUUUGAAGGGCCCAGUCAAGGGGUGUAAAUAGCUUUUUGUUAUCUCAGGGAGAAGUCACAUUGAGUGGAAACAGAGACAUCUCCCUCCUCCAUUCUUUAGAUAAUGACACAUGGAAAAUUCUGGGCUUAAACAAAGGAUAUUUAUUUGGUCUGUUGUGUGAAAAUGAUUGAUCAAAUCUACAGUGGGGUCUGAAAUUAUUGUCACCCUUGAUAAAGAUGAGCAAAAAUUACUGUAUAAAAUAAAUAAUUCAAAUACUUGUAUGCAAAAAUAUUUUGGGAAAUUGUAUUAUUUUAUAAUACUAAUACAAUUGCUCAAAAGAGAUUUUGUUUAACAAGUAAUAUAUAUUUUUCUCUCAAAAAGGUAGGGGUCAAAAUUAUUAACACCCCUGUUUUCAAUACCUUUUAAUACCUCACCUUGCAAGGAUAACGGCACAGAGCCUGAGUUGGAGAACACACUGGGAGGGAUCUUAGACCGUUCAUCCAUACAGAAUCCUUCCAGAUCCUUGAUAUCCUUCGUCUGCGCUUAUGGACUGCCUUCUUCAAUUCAAACCACAGGUUUUCAAUAGGUUUCACAUCCGGAGACUGAGAUGGCCAUUGCAAAAUGUUGAUUUUGUGGCCAAUUAGCAAUUUCUUUGUAGAUUUUGGCGUGUGCUCGGGGUUAUUGUCUUGCUGAAAGAUCCACUUGCAGCCAAGUUUCAGCCUCCUGGCAGAGGCAACCAGGUUUUGGCUAAAAUGUCCUGGUACUGGGUAAAGUUCAUGAUGCCGUUGACCUUAACAAGAGCCCCAGCACCAGUGGAAGCAAAAUAGCCCCAUAACAUCAAAGAUCCACCACCAUAUUUUACAGUAGGUAUAGGGUUCUAUUCUGCUCAUCCAUUCUCAUUUCGACGCCAAACCCACCAUUGGUGUGCAUGGCCAAAGAACUCUAUUUUCAUGUCAUCCAACAAAUGUAAACGCCUGCUAAAUGGCAUUGGCACUUGGAUUGGAACCCAUGCUUUGGUCAGAUGACAUGAAAAUGAAGCUCUUUGGCCACUCACACCAGUGUUGUACCCCUUUUCUUAUCUAACACCAUUGCUCAGCAGCUUGGAAAUUACUUGUGUUAUUUACAUUUGUUGGACAUUGUUUUUUUCACACCUUUUCCAAUAAACAUUCAGAAAGUAUUCACACCCCUUUACUUUUUCCACAUUUUGGUAUGUAACAGCCUGAAUUUAAAAUGGAUUAAAUUCAUGUUAUUGGUUUGCUGGAUAGCCAGAGCCCAAUGAGCCCUGGUCAAAAGUAGUGCACUAUAUAGGGAAUAGGGUGCCAUUUGGGACGCACCCCUGGUGUUGUGUGGUAAGGAGCAGGUACUGUAAUUUAUUUUACAUUUACGUUUUAGUCAUUUAGCAGAUGCUCAUAGUGGCAACAGUUGUUGAAUGCAGCUGGAGCAGUGGCCUGCAGACGGUGCCAACCUCCCUCCCUCCAUCCCAUCCACCCCUCCAUCCCUUAUUUCUCGCUUUGUCCUAUAGCUAAAUUUAGUCUAUCACAUGUUGAUAUAGGUCAACUGUGGACAAGCCUGUAUUUAUUCCCAUCCUUCUCACUGCUCCUCAAAUCAAGGAGACAUUAGUAAAUAGGGCAGAAAAUAUGUCUCUAUAGUGCUGACUGCCGAGCAGCACUCCAGUGCUGAGAGUUAAGUGCGUGUGUGCUUGUUAAUGUGUGUGUGUGCGCGUGUGCGAGCCAUCAUGUCUCAGUUUGUGAGAGCUGCAUGUCUGUGAGCUGAUGGAGCAUGACCGUGAGGAAGGAGAAGAUGUGUGUGUGUCAGAAGUCUGUCUUUCCUUCUCCCUCUGUUCUAAUGAAACACAGCUCAUUCAGGAGACAAGCCUGUACUGCAGAAAGAAAUGAAUUCAUUUCUCCAAUACAUUCAGAAGAUAGAAUGAGAAACAACUUUUCUUGGCUGUCAUUAUCCUUACAACAUUUUGGCAAUACAUUUCAGUGUUCUAUUCAGCUGUAGCCUACAUGUCCGUUUCCUGACCUACUAUUAAACAACGUUUAAAUGUUGUUGUGGUACAAUGGUGACUAAUGGAAACUGCAAUACAAAUGUUAGUAUUGUGGUCAGUGGUAACCUAAUUUCAACAUUCUCUCUCUCUCCCUCCCCACAUUGUCCCUCCCCUCCCCCUCUCGCCUCUAUCUCUCUCAGUUCUUUGCAUCCAGGCAGCAUCCAUCCAGUUCACCAAGGAGCCCAAAUCCCAGGAUGCAUUGCAUGGCCGCAGUGCCAUGCUCCGCUGUGAGGUCAGCGACCCGGCAGACAUUCAGUAUGGCUGGCUACACAACGGUCAACCCCUGAACAACACCGAGAGGCGCUUCCGCGAGGUCAGCAACCUCAAGUUCACGGCGGUGGACCGGAGAGUGGACGCUGGGAACUUUGAGUGCGUGGCCUCCAACACGGUCACGGGAGAGGAGGCCCACUCCACUAACGCCUCUUUCAACAUCAAGUGUGAGUGUUAA
Coregonus sp. 'balchen' is the source of this 4019-nucleotide messenger RNA. NCBI's taxonomy places the organism in Eukaryota, Metazoa, Chordata, Actinopteri, Salmoniformes, Salmonidae. The record is from the annotation of a GenBank genome assembly.